CAGUGCUCUGUGUCCUUCAGACACAGCAGAUCACCAAUCCACAGAAAGAGCCGAAGAUGUCGGCUCGGUCAUUGCCGCCUAUCAGUGCCAGUCAGUGCCGCCUAUCAGUGCGCAUCAGUGCCGCCUAUCAGUGCCAGUCAGUGCUGCCUAUUAGUGCUAGUUAGUGCCACCUAACAGUACCAGUCAGUACCAACUAUCAGUGCCAUCUAUCAGUGCCAUAUAUCAGUGCCAUAUAUGAGUGCUGCCUUUCAGUGCCCAUCAGUGAUGCCU
Molecule: messenger RNA, 270 nt
Organism: Staurois parvus
Lineage: Eukaryota; Metazoa; Chordata; Amphibia; Anura; Ranidae
Source: the annotation of a GenBank genome assembly